This is a messenger RNA of Pipistrellus nathusii (Nathusius's pipistrelle), 450 nucleotides long. The record is from the annotation of a GenBank genome assembly. Lineage: Eukaryota; Metazoa; Chordata; Mammalia; Chiroptera; Vespertilionidae.
AUGGCUGAUCAACUGACUGAAGAACAGAUUGCUGAAUUCAAGGAAGCUUUCUCCCUAUUUGACAAAGAUGGCGAUGGGACCAUCACCACAAAGGAACUUGGCACCGUCAUGAGGUCGCUGGGUCAGAACCCAACAGAAGCCGAAUUGCAGGAUAUGAUCAAUGAAGUGGAUGCUGAUGGCAAUGGCACCAUUGACUUCCCAGAGUUUUUGACUAUGAUGGCCAGAAAAAUGAAAGACACAGACAGCGAAGAAGAAAUCCGCGAGGCAUUCCGAGUCUUUGACAAGGAUGGCAACGGGUACAUCAGUGCGGCAGAGCUACGUCACGUCAUGACAAACUUAGGAGAAAAACUAACAGACGAAGAAGUAGAUGAAAUGAUCAGAGAAGCAGAUAUCGAUGGAGACGGACAAGUCAACUAUGAAGAAUUCGUACAGAUGAUGACUGCAAAAUGA